Molecule: messenger RNA, 2565 nt
Organism: Xyrauchen texanus (razorback sucker)
Lineage: Eukaryota; Metazoa; Chordata; Actinopteri; Cypriniformes; Catostomidae
Product: beta-2 adrenergic receptor-like
Exons: 2
Coding region: 244-1479 (411 amino acids)
Biological process (GO): norepinephrine-epinephrine-mediated vasodilation involved in regulation of systemic arterial blood pressure; negative regulation of smooth muscle contraction; adenylate cyclase-activating adrenergic receptor signaling pathway
Cellular component (GO): membrane
Molecular function (GO): beta2-adrenergic receptor activity; norepinephrine binding
Source: RefSeq, a predicted model, not a curated record
AGCACCCUGAUCAUGUAAGAGAAACACAAUUAGAAAAGAAUGGCAGGGAGUAUAAAAGAGAUGUGAAAUAGCAACCAAUGCAUACACUAUUAAUUAACACUAUGUAAGACCAGAAACUUAAGUCUUAGAUCUUAAGAGAAACACAAUUGAAAAGGAUUGUAUUUGGAAAUCUUAUGGGAAUCCAAGAAGAGUGGAAUUAAGUUGGACGACUCAAAAACACUCUCCUGCUUCUAGUCAUAGUUCAUGGAGGAAGAGGACACAUGGAGCCUAGGGAACACCUCCAUGCACAUUAACAUUUCCCUAGGCUCAAAUGAUUCCUCUACGGUCUUUCUAUCUGGGUCUGAGUACAGCGAUGCUGAGAUGGUCUUAAUAAGCAUCUUGAUGGGAUUGUUGGUUCUGGGCAUCGUCUUCGGCAAUGUGCUGGUCAUCAGCGCCAUUGUACGAUUCCAGCGUUUACAGACGGUCACCAACUACUUUAUAAGCUCUUUAGCUUGUGCCGAUUUGGUCAUGGGCCUUCUGGUGGUGCCUUUCGGCGCAUGCUACAUUCUCCUCAACACGUGGCACUUUGGAAACUUCUUCUGCGAGUUCUGGACAGCCACCGAUGUGUUGUGUGUGACUGCUAGUAUUGAGACACUGUGCGUGAUUGCCCUGGACCGUUAUUUGGCAAUCAUGUGGCCUUUGCGCUAUCACUCCAUGCUUACGAAGAGGAAGGCGUGUGGGGUGGUGGUGGGGGUGUGGGCCAUCGCUGCCCUUAUCUCCUUCCUACCUAUCCACAUGAAGUGGUGGGUGUCAGAUGAACCCGAGGCAUUGAGCUGCCUGGAGAACACUUACUGCUGUGACUUCAACACCAAUGCCGCCUAUGCUGUGACCUCGUCCAUCAUCUCCUUCUACAUACCACUCAUCAUCAUGGCUUUCGUAUACAGCAAGGUCUUCCAGGAGGCCCGCAGGCAGCUUCAGAAAAUUGAUCGCAUUGAGGGCCGCAUUCGGACACAAAGCUUCAGUACCCAAGAGGGAAAUGAGGUGAAGAUCAGGAGGACUAGGUUUGGCAUGAAGGACCACAAAGCCUUGAAGACCUUAGGGAUCAUAAUGGGAACGUUUACCCUUUGUUGGCUGCCGUUUUUUGUGCUCAACGUGGUGGUGGCCAUCUGGAAAGUGGAUAGCAUCAGGUUGUCUUUCAGAAUAUUGAACUGGAUUGGAUAUGCAAACUCAGCUUUCAACCCAUUAAUCUACUGCAGGAGUCCUGAAUUUAGAUGUGCAUUUCAAGAGAUCCUAUGCUUGAGAACUUCUCAUCUGCCCUCUACAAGGAAUCAAAAAGGAUAUAUCUGCAGUGGCCACAGCUGGCAGGUGCAUAUGAAGAACACUAGACAACGAGAUCUCUCACCUUCUAACUGUGAAACAGAAAUAGGGGCUGACUGUUUGACCGCAGGCACCAAAAACACAAAUGGGAAUAGUAACAAAGCUGUGACAUCCAUCAUUUAGCCAAUAUUGAAUAUGAGUAAAAAAGCCUUUAUAUGUGUUUUAUAUGUGUAUAUAUGUUAUAUCUUGUUUUAAAGCUCUAAAGAUAUGGAGCCAACGUAUCUGGAUAUAAAGAAUAUCCAGAUCCUAAAUGAUAAUGCCUGGUUUUAAUGUGGCCAUUGUGAUACUUUGUUGAGUCCUAACAAAUGAAAAUGAUAUUAGUAACUAUGCUUGUGCUACAAUGAGGGAAUGUGUUUUGUAGAGCGCACAUGAAAUCCAGGUUGUAGAUUGAAAUUAUAGAGUCUACCUCUGGAUUCCACUAACUACCUCAUGAUAUUCAUGUCUCAAUUGAAACCCAUGUGGAUACUCUGCUGAAAAAGCAGCUCAAAGCUUUUUGACUGGCCUUAGCUGGUCUCCCUGCCUGGUCAGAAAAGUCUGUUGGCUGGGGGGUUUAGAGGGAUUUUGGGCACUUUUUAGAACCAGCUAAAAAUGACACCAACAUUCCCAUGUUAAGAGACUUACUUAAACCAGCUAAGACUAGUUUAGUCUGGUUCGCCUUCUAACUGCGAAACAGAAAUGGGGGCUGACUGUUUGACCGCAGGCACCUAAAACAAAAAUGGGAAUUGUAAUAAGCUGUGACAUACAUCAUUUAGCCAAUAUUGAACAUGAGUAGCAUAAGCCUUGAUAUUCCUGUAUCUUGUUUUAAAGCACUAAAGAUAUGGAGCCGAUGUAUCUGGAUAUAAAGAAUAUCCAGAUCCUAAAUGAUAAUGCCUGCUGUUAAUGUGGCCAUUGUGAUACUUUGUUGAGUCGAAAUAAAUGAAAAUUAUAUUAGUAACUAUGCUUGUGGUACAAUGUGGGAAUGUGUUUUGUAGAGCGCACAUGAAAUCCAGGUUGUAGAUUGUAAUUAUAGAGUCUACCUCUGGAUUCCACUAACUACCUCAUGAUAUUCAUGUCUCAACUGAAACUCAUGUGGAUACUCUGCUGAAAAGGCAGCUCAAAGUUGUUUGAUUGGACUUAGCUGGUCUACCUGCCUUGUCAGGAUAGUCUGUUGGCUGUGGGGUUUAGAGGGAUUUUGGGCACUUUUCAGAACCAUCUAAAAAUGAGAUCAAC